AUGGCGGCGUCAACCGCCACAAUAGCAUCGCCUGGGCGGUGCAGAGCGUACCUUCUGAUCAGUACCUUCUACGGCCUUCAGGUCAAUACUCUCAAUGAUAUUGCCGUCCAUGACGACAGGUGGCGCCAAAGGAUUCGCCCCAAGCCGAAGCUACCUAACCAGGUUUAUAGCUUUGAUCCUGCAACCAAGGAUGUGCGUGUUAUUGCUGAUGGAUUUGGUCACCCUAAUGGCAUUACCUUCUCGUCUGAUCAGAAGUCUAUAUCACUGGUAGUACAGAGACCAAUGGUGAGGGCUCUAAGGAAGAUAACUUGCCUGCAACUUUUUCACACCAAAGGCAAUGUGUAUUCUGGCUAUGGUGAUGGCGUGAACAUGUGGUCACCUGGCGGUGCUCUCCUCGGAAAUAUUAUUGUUAAGAAUGGGACUUCCGAGUUCUCAUUUGGUCGCGGUGAUCGCAUUUAUAUCCUCAACCAGAACAAGCUUUACUCAGUGCAGUUGAACCAUAAGUAA
This is a messenger RNA of Penicillium samsonianum, 507 nucleotides long. RefSeq lists its product as uncharacterized. Gene Ontology annotation, molecular function: strictosidine synthase activity. The transcript is spliced from 3 exons. The record is from RefSeq and is a predicted model, not a curated record. Gene Ontology annotation, biological process: biosynthetic process. Bases 1 to 507 code for a protein of 168 amino acids. Lineage: Eukaryota; Fungi; Ascomycota; Eurotiomycetes; Eurotiales; Aspergillaceae.